Messenger RNA from Hordeum vulgare subsp. vulgare (domesticated barley), 1154 nucleotides. RefSeq names its product cysteine-rich repeat secretory protein 55-like. The record is from RefSeq and is a predicted model, not a curated record. The transcript is spliced from 3 exons. Lineage: Eukaryota; Viridiplantae; Streptophyta; Magnoliopsida; Poales; Poaceae. The coding region runs from base 42 to 836 and encodes 264 amino acids.
GCGACACGCAUGGCAAGCUCAACCGUUAGCGGAUUAGCGUCAUGGCACUUUGCAGAGGGCGCAGCGGGCUGCUGCUUGUCGCCAUGGCUCUGCUCCCGCUUGGCAUGGCCAUGGACGCCAUUGGCAGUAACUGCGCUGGAACCAGGUAUGCUGCUGGCAGUGGCAAGGGCAACAUCGAUUCCGUCCUGGCGGACCUCGUCGGCAAGGGCUCCUCGGGAGGCUUCGCCACGUCCAUCGCCGGCAAGGGUAACAGCACCGUCGUCUAUGGCCUCGCGCAAUGCCGCGGCGACGUCUCCGCCAGCGACUGCUCCGCCUGCCUCGUGGACGCCGCCAAGCAGCUCCCCGCCGCCUGCAGCUACCUAUCCGACGCUAGAAUAUGGUACGACUUCUGCUUCAUGCGGUACGACAACACAGACUUCGUCGGACACUCGGACACGGGCGCCGGCGUGAUCCUGGUGAACGUGCAGGCGGCGGACGACCCCAAGCCGUUCAAGACGGCGGUGGGGAAGGUGAUGAACAAGGCGACGGCGAAAUCGUCAGCGUCGGGCAGCGCGGGGCUCGGCAGGUCCAAGUACCAGUACACGCCGUUCGUCACCAUCUACGGCCUGGCGCAGUGCACGCGGGACCUCGCGCCGCUGGCGUGCGCGCAGUGCGUCUCGGUGGCGCUGUCCAAGUUCGGCGACUACUGCGGCGCGCAGCAGGGCUGCCAGAUCAACUACAGCAGCUGCAGGGUGCGCUACGAGAUCUACCCGUUCUACUUCCCGCUCGACGGCGCCGCCAAUGGACGCGCCACUACCGAUAUGACAAAAUACACCAAGAUCGUCGUGCACGCUUGACCUUGACGUACAGGCUCCUUGCACAUUUCCGAUGUGCUUCAUGCAAGAAACGCACUAGAUGCAAGUGAGACCUGAUAUUUGAGCCGGAUGCACUUAAUAAGCGGGAAUCGUUUCCCACCGGCGCGCCCGCAAACCGACGCGCCGGUCGCCUCCUCGCGCGCGCGGGCCCUUGCAACAUUUUUGCCAUGUGCGCGCUUCUCCGGUCAAUGGAUGCAACAUUUUUCGUCUAAAUAUGUUGUAAGCUGCAUCAUUUUUGUUGCAAGCGUUUUUUAUUAUAUUUUGUCUCAGUAAAAAAGCUGCAUAUACGUUUGGUUGCAA